Lepus europaeus (European hare) is the source of this 4104-nucleotide messenger RNA. RefSeq names its product protein tyrosine kinase 7 (inactive) (gene PTK7). Gene Ontology annotation, molecular function: ATP binding; axon guidance receptor activity; protein kinase activity. The record is from RefSeq and is a predicted model, not a curated record. The transcript has 20 exons. Gene Ontology annotation, biological process: homophilic cell-cell adhesion; synapse organization; protein phosphorylation. NCBI's taxonomy places the organism in Eukaryota, Metazoa, Chordata, Mammalia, Lagomorpha, Leporidae. Gene Ontology annotation, cellular component: neuronal cell body; axon; plasma membrane. The coding region runs from base 25 to 3261 and encodes 1078 amino acids.
GCUCCUCUCCCCGAGCCCGCCGCGAUGGGAGCUGCGCGGGGUUCCGCGGCCAGCCCCCCUUGGCUGGCUCUGCUCAGCGUCCUGCUGCUGCCGCUGCUGGGCGGUGCCCAGGCAGCCAUCGUCUUCAUCAAGGAGCCAUCCUCUCAAGAUGCACUGCAGGGACGCCGGGCACUGCUGCGCUGUGAGGUCGAGGCUCCGGCCCCAGUGCACGUGUACUGGCUGCUCAACGGGGCGCCCGUCCAGGACACCGAGCGGCGUUUUGUCCAGGACACCGAGCGGCGCUUUCCCCAGGUCAGCAGCCUGAGUUUCACUGCUGUGGACCGGCUGCAGGACUCCGGCGCCUUCCAGUGCGUGGCUCGCGAUAAUGUCACCGGCGAGGAAGCCCGCAGCGCCAACGCCUCCUUCAACAUCAAAUGGAUCGAGGGGGGCCCUGUGGCCCUGAAGCAGCCGGCCUCUGAGGCAGAGAUCCAGCCACAGACCCAGGUCACGCUCCGCUGUCACAUCGACGGGCACCCUCGGCCCACCUACCAGUGGUUCCGAGAUGGGACGCCUCUCUCUGACGGUCAGAGCAACCACACGGUCAGCAGCAAGGAGCGGAACCUGACCCUCCGGCCGGCCACUCCUGAGCACAGUGGCGUCUACUCCUGCUGUGCCCACAAUGCCUUUGGCCAGGCCUGCAGCAGCCAGAACUUCACCUUGAAUAUUGCAGAUGAGAGCUUUGCCAGGGUGGUGCUGGCACCCCAGGACCUGGUAGUGGCGAGGAACGAGGAGGCCAUGUUCCAUUGCCAGUUCUCAGCCCAGCCGGCCCCAAGCCUGCAGUGGGUCUUUGAGGAUGACACUCCCAUCUCUAACCGCAGUCGCCCCCAGCACCUCCGCAGAGCCACGGUGUUUGCCAACGGGUCCCUGCUGCUGACCCAGGUCCGGCCUCGCAAUGCAGGGGUCUACCGCUGUAUCGGCCAGGGCCAGAGGGGCCCACCUGUCGUCCUGAAGGCCACACUGCACCUGGCUGAGAUUGAAGACAUGCCGCCCUUUGAGCCCCGGGUGUUCACAGCCGGCAGCGAGGAGCGUGUGGCCUGCCUGCCCCCCCAUGGUCUGCCGGAGCCCAGUGUGUGGUGGGAGCAGGCGGGGGUCCGGCUGCCCACCCAUGGCAGGGUCUACCAGAAGGGCCACGAGCUGGUGUUCGCGGAUACUGCCGAGAGCGACGCUGGUGUCUACACCUGCCAUGCAGCCAACCUGGCUGGUCAGCGGCGACAGGAUAUCAACAUCACCGUGGCAACGGUGCCCACAUGGCUGGAAAAGCCUCAGGACAGCCAGCUGGAGGAGGGCAGGCCGGGCUAUCUGCAUUGCCUGACCCAGGCCACACCCAAGCCCACAGUCGUCUGGUACCGGAACCAGAUGCUCAUCUCCGAGGACUCCCGGUUUGAGGUCUCCAAGAACGGGACCCUGCGCAUCAACAGCGUGGAGGUCUAUGACGGCACGUGGUACCGCUGUGUGAGCAGCACCCCAGCCGGCAGCAUCGAGGCCCAGGCCCGCGUGCAAGUGCUGGAGAAGCUCAAGUUCACACCACCACCACAGCCACAGCAGUGCAUGGAGUUUGACAAGGAAGCCACGGUGCCCUGCUCGGCCACUGGCCGGGAGAAACCUACUAUUAAGUGGAUACGGGCAGAUGGGAGCAGCCUCCCAGAGUGGGUGACAGACAACGCGGGGACCCUGCACUUCGCCCGCGUGACCCGCGAUGACGCCGGCAACUACACUUGCAUUGCCUCCAAUGGGCCGCAGGGCCAGAUCCGUGCGCACGUCCAGCUCACGGUGGCAGUCUUCAUCACCUUCAAGGUCGAGCCAGAACGGACGACUGUGUACCAAGGCCACACGGCCCUUCUGCGGUGCGAGGCCCAGGGAGACCCCAAACCACUCAUCCAGUGGAAAGGCAAAGACCGCAUCCUGGACCCCACCAAGCUGGGACCCAGGAUGCACAUCUUCCAGAACGGCUCCCUGGUGAUCCACGACGUGGCCCCGGAGGACUCGGGCCGCUACACCUGCAUCGCAGGCAACAGCUGCAACAUCAAGCACACGGAGGCCCCCCUCUACGUCGUGGACAAGCCCAUGCCAGAGGAGUCCGAGGGCCCCGGCAGUCCCCCGCCCUACAAGAUGAUCCAGACCAUCGGGCUGUCAGUGGGCGCAGCCGUGGCCUACAUCAUUGCCGUGCUGGGCCUCAUGUUUUACUGCAAGAAGCGCUGCAAAGCUAAGCGGCUGCAGAAGCAGCCCGAGGGCGAGGAGCCGGAGAUGGAGUGCCUCAACGGUGGGCCUUUGCAGAACGGGCAGCCCUCAGCAGAGAUCCAGGAGGAAGUAGCCCUGAGCAGCCUGGGCUCGGGCCCCGCGGCCACCAACAGGCACCACAGCAUGAGUGACAAGAUGCACUUCCCGAGGGCCAGCCUGCAGCCCAUCACCACACUGGGGAAGAGUGAGUUUGGGGAGGUGUUCCUGGCAAAGGCUCAGGGCCUCGAGGAGGGCGUGGCGGAGACCCUGGUGCUCGUGAAGAGCCUGCAGAGCAAGGACGAGCAGCAGCAGCUGGACUUCCGCCGCGAGUUCGAGAUGUUCGGGAAGCUGAACCACGCCAACGUGGUGCGGCUGCUGGGGCUGUGCCGGGAGGCCGAGCCCCACUACAUGGUGCUGGAGUACGUGGACCUGGGAGACCUCAAACAGUUUCUGAGGAUUUCCAAGAGCAAGGAUGAGAAAUUGAAGUCCCAGCCCCUGAGCACCAAGCAGAAGGUGGCGUUGUGCACCCAGGUGGCCCUGGGCAUGGAGCACUUGUCCAACAACCGCUUUGUACACAAGGACUUGGCCGCUCGCAACUGCCUGGUCAGCGUCCAAAGACAGGUGAAGGUGUCGGCCCUGGGCCUCAGCAAGGAUGUGUACAACAGUGAGUACUGCCACUUCCGCCAGGCCUGGGUGCCACUGCGCUGGAUGUCCCCCGAGGCCAUCCUGGAGGGCGACUUCUCCACCAAGUCUGACGUCUGGGCCUUCGGCGUGCUUAUGUGGGAGGUCUUCACCCAUGGAGAAAUGCCCCAUGGUGGGCAGGCAGAUGAUGAAGUGCUGGCAGACUUGCAGGCCGGGAAGGCUCGGCUCCCGCAGCCAGAAGGCUGCCCAACCAAGCUCUACCGGCUGAUGCAGCGCUGCUGGGCGCCCAGUCCCAAGGACCGGCCCUCUUUCAGCGAGAUUGCCAAUGCCCUGGGAGACAGCUCCGCUGAUAGCAAGCCGUGAGCAGGGAGCCCGGCAGGCUGUGUCUUGGCACGGCCUGGGCAGGGGGGUCACUUCUGGAGGGGAGCCUUCAACAUGGUGGGCCUGGCCCUGUCCUCUUCGCUGGGGCACCCACCCUGGCGCUACAGGCAUUGCGGCAUCGGGGCUGGGCCUUGGGCUUUCCUCUUCCUCCCCUCCAGCCCCCUGUGGAGGUAGAUUUAACCCCAGACUGGGUGACCAGGGCCUUGGGCCGGGCAGCCUUCUCUGCUGCCCUUCCCCCCACUGGGGACAGUGUGGGUGCCUCAGGUAACCCUGGUUUCUGGCCUGCAGGCUUCUCCCCUUGACCAGGUCCAGCUCUGCCACUCACCUGCCAACUUUGUCUGGGGGUCCGGGGACGGGGGGCAGCGGGGUGGCUGGGGACGAGCUGGGGACAAGCUGGGUUUGGGGGGGAAUUCCUUCAUGUACUCGAGUCCCGGACUAGUUCUGGGCACACAGGGCAUGGGCCCCUCAUGGGGUCUAGGCCAGGACGCUGGAGGGCCCGGCCAGUGAGUCCUUCCCGCCGUGGGCUUGUGCACGCUGACCCAGCCCCCUGCCUCCCCCAGCCCUUCUCUCCUUUCCUCAUCCUAAGUGCCUGGCAGAUGAAGGAGUUUUCAGGAGCUUUUGACACUAUAUAACCCGCCCUUUUUGUAUGCACCACGGGCGACUUUUGUAUGUAAUUGCAGCGUGGGGUGUGGGUGGGCAUGGGAGGCAGGGGUGGGCCCUGGAGGAGACGGGGAGGGUGGCCAGCUCUGCCUCCCACUUUUGUUGUUGUUGUUGUUUGUUUGUUUGUUUGUUUUUUUUUUUUUUACACUCGCUGCUCUCAAUAAA